GCCAAGGAGCGCAACGAGCAGCUGCACAAGCGUCUGCAGGAGCUGGACGCCAUCAAGCGCGACAUGGCCGUGCAGCUGGACCGCUUUCGCCUCAACGAACAAUAUCCUCCUACGUUUUAUUUUUAUUUUGCAUAUUCCAUCUACCUAUUGUGCAUGCUUGCAAGUUGA
Messenger RNA from Phytophthora sojae, 168 nucleotides. RefSeq lists its product as hypothetical. The transcript has a single exon. The record is from RefSeq and is a predicted model, not a curated record. The annotation marks the transcript as partial. Lineage: Eukaryota; Oomycota; Peronosporomycetes; Peronosporales; Peronosporaceae.